This is a messenger RNA of Amaranthus tricolor (Joseph's coat), 2675 nucleotides long. RefSeq names its product cysteine-rich receptor-like protein kinase 44. NCBI's taxonomy places the organism in Eukaryota, Viridiplantae, Streptophyta, Magnoliopsida, Caryophyllales, Amaranthaceae. Gene Ontology annotation, molecular function: protein kinase activity; ATP binding. Bases 144 to 2237 code for a protein of 697 amino acids. Gene Ontology annotation, biological process: protein phosphorylation. The record is from RefSeq and is a predicted model, not a curated record. The transcript has 9 exons.
GCUGCCAAAGUUGACCUACCUGUAAGUAUAGCUUUCAAACCGACGUGAUACAUUUGAAAUCCGCCAAUUAUUCCUUAAUUUUUCUUUGAAUCCAUAAAAUUAACCUGAAAAGGAAAAUGCAUGCUUUGCUUUGAAACAUUGAGAUGGUCUUGUAUGCUUCAGUUUUGUUUAUACUCUCCAUUGCCGUGCAGAUUCAGCUGUAUCCAGGAGAAACAACCAUAAUAACACUAAAAAAUAAUUGCAAUUAUACUGUGUGGCCAAUAACACACACGAACAGUCCGAGUGUCUCGAGCACCAAUGUGAGUAGAGCUUUUCUAGUCGUCCACAGUGGUGAAUCAAAGAUAAUUAAUGUACCAUCUGGCUGGGUUGGUCGGAUUUGGGGUCGGACAUUUUGCUCAACCGACAAAGUCACCGGAAAUUUCUCAUGCCUAACCGGUGAUUGCGGCACUGGCAAGUUGGACUGCCAACAACAUUCUUACAAAUCGCCAGUGUCUCUAAUCGAAUUCGCUACAUAUCAGGUUGGCAAUAUAGACUUCUAUGAUGUUAGCCUUGUCGACGGCUAUAACCUCCCUUUGACAGUGUCACCAAACAGCAGUCAAGGGAGCCGCAGUUGCGACGUCACUGGUUGCGUGUUCAACUUUAAUGAUGGCUGCCCGGACGAAUUCAGAGUAACGAAUGGGAGUCAAGGCAUAAUUGGAUGUAGAAGCGCGUGUGACGUAUUUCAUACGCAAGAGUCUUGUUGUACGAAUCUCAGUGAUUGUCAACGUCAUAGUUUCUCUUUAGCGACGCUCAUCUUUAAGAAAUCUUGCCCUCGCGCUUACAGUUAUGCGCUUGAUGAUGAGACUUCCUCCUUUACUUGUCCGAGCGGGACUACCUACACCGUCACUUUCUGCCCAUCAGCGAGUCUCUCCAGGGUAGUUUCGGAACCAGCUUUCCAAUCAAUACAACCCUCGACGUCACCAUCACCUGUACUGUCCCCAUUAGCACAACCAUCAUCCUCAACACCAAAAGCAACUCCUUUUUCAAAUAAUUUUUCACAUCCACCUUCAACGAAUGUAGGUCGUCAUUCUAAGCGGAAACAUACUGUAAUUAUAGCAGUUGUUUUGUCAACAACAGCAUUGGCAUCAAUUUUGGUGUUGUAUGGAGUUUGGGCUUAUAUGAGCAAGAACAAAGCCCUCAAAACAAAUACUUAUUUGGAAGCAUAUGAGAUUAAAGAAGCCGUUAUGGAUUCCUUGCUAUUUGACCUCAGCACGCUUCGAACCGCAACAGCCAACUUUUCGGUAGAUAACAAACUUGGAGAAGGUGGGUUUGGUGCUGUCUACAAGGGGAAACUCGAGAAUGGGCAAGAAAUAGCAGUUAAGAGGUUAUCCAGAAACUCAGCACAAGGAGUUGCAGAGUUUAAAACUGAAGUUAUCUUAGUUGCAAAACUUAGGCACAAAAACCUGGUGAAGCUCUUGGGAUAUUGUGUUGCAAUUGAAGAAAAGAUAUUAGUCUACGAGUUUCUUCCUAAUUCAAGCUUAGACAGAUUGUUAUGGGAUGAAAAACAUAAAGUAUCUCUUGAUUGGUCAACAAGAUUUAAUAUUAUAAUUGGUAUAGCAAGAGGGCUUUUAUAUCUUCAUGAAGACUCUCCCCUUAAGGUUAUUCAUCGAGAUCUUAAACCAAGUAACAUAUUACUCGAUCAGAAUAUGAAUCCAAAGAUUUCUGAUUUUGGCCUCGCCAAACUUUUUGGAGGAGAUGAAACUCAAGAUGAUACUAAAAGGAUUGUCGGCACAUAUGGAUAUAUGGCUCCAGAGUACGCAACGACCGGACAUUACUCAGUAAAGUCGGAUGUUUAUAGUUUUGGAGUUAUAGUCCUUGAGAUAUUAAGUGGUCAAAGAACAAGACACUUUGGACGAGUGCAGGUUGAGGAAGCUCUACUACACCGUGCGUGGAGGUUGUGGAAUGAGGAGAAGGCCUUAGAUUUGGUAGAUGCAACUCUAUGCAACAAUUUUUCAAGUGAUGAAAUGAUUAAAUGUAUACAUAUUGGGUUAUUGUGCAUUCAAGAAGAUGCCUCGGUAAGGCCAAGAAUGACCUCUAUUGUUGGUUUCCUUAAUGGGAAAGCAUCUAGUCUCCCAAUGCCAAAGCCUCCUAAUUUUUUUGGUACUAAUACAAAUUUUGAAGAGAGUAGGCUGCAAUACAAUUAUCCGGGUUCAUAUUCGGGUACAGAGACCAUUACAGAUUUGUACUCUCGCGAUUGAUACUAUUAUAUGGAGGCAAUUCAUAUGGUAGUUCUUGAAGCAAAGGCUACCUUUUUUAGGCUUUUAAUUGGCAAGUGUUGAGUGUACGAUUCAAGGCUCAAUUCGGAAAAAUAAAAAGUGGUUAUAAGUGAUCUAACUCCAAAUUAGUAUGAGGGUUUUUGAAAAAGUGUCCUAAAUACAAAUUUAUGUGCGCUUAAUCUAAAGCAGAUAAUAUUUACUACUGUAGAUCAUUCCGGGCAAGUGGUCACAAUUAUCAUCAAAUUCAUACAAACUAGUUGUCAUAUCCCUAGAAAACCAUGAGGAAUUUCAAAGAUUCUAAUUGUACUAUAUGUAAAACCAACCGAAUGUACGUGUUUUAUGUUUAGAAUUUUUUAAACAUAAUUUGUAGCAAAUAUUCUUUCUGAUAUUAAUAAGAAUAAGUAAACUUUCUCCUAUUCA